AUGUUGAGAUGGCCACUGGGAGCAAGGCGCUGGCGUCCAGCAGCUCUUACUUGCAGAGUGCUUCGCAGAUCUCGCUUCUAUAGCACUAAUGAGUCAGUUGAGAAUGUUCAAGUUCAAUGCGCAUCAGCUGGUGAGAUAACUGUGAGCCUUCACAACAUCGCCAAGCAUGCAUCGACAAAACCUCUGGUUAUUGUCAUACCUCCAAUCCCCCAUACCGGAGGGGAACCACAUAGCUCGCUCCCAAGAUGGCUCCGGGAGUUUCCGGCAGCAGUCAUUAACUACCGGUGGAACAACGUGAAAGACCCAGAGGACAAGACAUCUCUCAGAUGGCCAAGCCCAGUUCACGACCUCACCUUUGGGUACUCCUGGCUGUCAGCCAACCUCGGCCUUCGUCCGGAGAAGAAAAAGCAUGUCUUUGGUCGCCCAGCCUAUGUCUAUGGCUCCUAUCUAGGCGCCACUCUAGGUGCUGGCCUAGCCUUCACAGAAGCUCACCGCCCCUUUCUGAACCUCGGCCAAGGCGGCAUGACCGUCCGUGGUCUUAUCGCUCACAACGGGAUAUACAACUGGCCCAUGUUCCUUCCCGACCACCCAAUACACAGCUACAAGUUGAAGCCCCCUAAACACGGAAUACGCCCAUUCUACACCAACAAAGUCCAGUCACAACGUUUUGAGCUCGAGGAAUUCGACGAAAACACGGCCUUUGGUUUCCUCUACUCCCAAAUGCCCUACCUCUUUCCCUCACCAUCAAACCUCUUUGACCCGUUCGCUUCCCCGACUCUGUUCUUUCAGAACGCGCCUCUGCACGUACCGGAAGAUUUCUUCAACCCAUCCCGGUUCAACAACCUACCUUCACCGCCGGCAUUAUCUUCGGCAGUUGACAAUUUCCUGGCUGACACGACGGGCAUCCCCGAGCCUCAACCGCCUCAGUCUGAUGACCCAUCUUCUUCACAGGCACUAAGCUCGAAACCGCUGGCAGAAUUGACAUCCCAAGAAAUUGAUGUGAUUCUGGCCCAGAAGACAGCCGAAGCUAUGGCAUCCAGUCGCCCGAGAAAAGGGUAUCUAGUCUUCCCGCCACGACAAUCGACCCUUCGAGUUCCGGAGACGCUGCUUUUGUUCGAUUCUGACGAUGUCCCGGCUUCAGGGGACGAGAAGAGGAUACCGCCCAGGAAUUCCUUCAAAGUCCAGGCCAUAGAGCUAGCGGGGCUCAUGAGACGGAGUGUGAGCAUGUUCGAGUGCCAGACAUUAGCUAAGGAGGGCGAUGAGGAAUUUGCGGGGCCGGAGGCAAGGGACAGAGAAGCCCUAAGGAGAGUAAAGACCAUGGAGCUUAGUGCCCAAGUUAAAGAGCAGGAGGAAGAUGAUAUUGGAGAGUGGGGACUAAGGGGCAGUGAGGAAGCUUUGGCGGUGAAGUGGUUGAAGGGGGCCAUCAGGGAGGAUGAGGAUUGGAUGGAGGACAAGAGAGCAAGGUCUUGA
Messenger RNA from Podospora anserina S mat+, 1470 nucleotides. RefSeq lists its product as uncharacterized. The record is from RefSeq and is a predicted model, not a curated record. Bases 1 to 1470 code for a protein of 489 amino acids. NCBI's taxonomy places the organism in Eukaryota, Fungi, Ascomycota, Sordariomycetes, Sordariales, Podosporaceae. The transcript is spliced from 2 exons.